CGGAUCUGCAAAGGCUUGUGGAAGGGUACCAAGGUUGCACGGAUUAUGAAAUUGGCGAUGUGCCGAGGAUCGUGGUGGACACAACUGAUCCGACAGUUGAUGCGGAGGCCAUUGCUGCAAAGCACUCUGUUUUGGUGUCAAGAUCUGUAGAGGAAGCAUUUCUCCCAAAGAAAAGAGGCCAGAGUGCUAGAUGGCAUCUGCUGGUCUAAAACCAGGGGUGCCUGUUAUUCUGGGGGAACUAGAACCAUCCUCAGAGAUGUUCAAGCAAGGAGCAUCCCUUCGAGUCACAGGAAUUCUUCAGUCAUACGAUGUGGACUCUGCAAUUGCUGUCAUUCAAGAUGGGAGCGUGAGCUUGAAGAUUGACACCCAAAAUCUGAGGGACAUCAGUUUUCGUACAAAUUCAGCAUACCAUUUCAUUGGCGAACUGCUGAUCCGUGCAGAUAAUGAGGCAAUUCUGCAAGCGCGCAUAGGAAGGAAUGUUGAUGGCCUCGACCUGAACCUUUACCAGCAGUCUCUGCUUAUCCGGCGGAAACAUGAAGCCAAGCUACGGAGCUCCAGGAGAGCAUGAUCUGUUGCUGGGGAAUCAGGCACAUGCUCUUUGCAGUUCAAUUCCUUUGUUUGGCCGCGAUGGAAUGACAUUUGUACAUGAGAACAGAACUGGACCAUCUAGAGGAUUUGAUAUGAGAAUUGAUCAAUUUGGAGUUCCUGCAUAUGAUUUCAGGGACCUCACAUAUCCGUUUCUGGCUGUUCAGGGGUCUGGCAUUUCUCUUGCACCUUAAAGGGCUGCGUUGACAUGUAUGGGAUAUCUGGUUGCGAUGAUCUGAUUUUGGAACGAGACAUUUUCAUUCUCAGUUAUUCUGCUGGAGGCAGGUGGAACUUGGCCGCAGAAUGCCAGUGUUUUAUUUGUGAAUCUGAGUCUAUUGGACCAUGUUUAACAUGAAGGUUGAGUGAUGCUUUGUGUGGGUGGAACAUAUAUUUUUCUUUGCUUCUCUGCUAAAGAAUGUAGUUAUCUUAGUUCCUGGGACCUUAGCAAUUCCAGGCUGCCCUAGUUUACUGGGGACCAAAGCUUACAUUACUACA
Setaria italica (foxtail millet) is the source of this 1080-nucleotide messenger RNA. Its product is annotated as CST complex subunit TEN1. The record is from RefSeq and is a predicted model, not a curated record. Gene Ontology annotation, molecular function: telomeric repeat DNA binding; telomerase inhibitor activity; single-stranded DNA binding. The coding region runs from base 191 to 568 and encodes 125 amino acids. Gene Ontology annotation, cellular component: CST complex. The transcript is spliced from 5 exons. Gene Ontology annotation, biological process: negative regulation of telomere maintenance via telomerase. NCBI's taxonomy places the organism in Eukaryota, Viridiplantae, Streptophyta, Magnoliopsida, Poales, Poaceae.